Molecule: messenger RNA, 2751 nt
Organism: Oryzias latipes (Japanese medaka)
Lineage: Eukaryota; Metazoa; Chordata; Actinopteri; Beloniformes; Adrianichthyidae
Biological process (GO): regulation of gene expression
Cellular component (GO): nucleus
Source: RefSeq, a predicted model, not a curated record
AUUUGGAAAAUUGGUAGAAGAAGAAAAAGCUGCAGUCCAUUCAGAGCAUGUUUUCGUCACUUCGUCCACGUGAGUUUCUGUGCCGCUGCAGUAACAAUGUCUUCAGAUGAGUUUUCUAAAGACUUUAUCGACGCCGUGUUAAGCGAUGCUGCUGAAAAAAUAAUCAAACGCUUUGAAGAAACCAGCGUUCACUACGAGGAAGAGCUCCGUCGACAGAGCAGACUGCUGGAAGUCGUCCGUGAUCCACAGACACAACCUCAAACUUUACUUCUACCCCAAUAUUAUCUGAGGAACUUUCUGGUGAAAGAGGAGGAUGCAGAACCUCCACAGAUAAAAGAGCAACAGGAGGAGGAUGAGGAGCAACUUCAUCUGAAGCAGGAAAAGCAUACCUUGAUGGUGACUCCUACUUCUGAGGACAAUGAGCAUAAUGAGGCCGAUUUUCACUCUCAGCAGCUGCUCACUUGGAGCUUUGAUGCAACUGAUGGUCAGAGGCACGAAGGAAGAGAGCAUGGAGAAUCUAAACCAACUACAGAUGGAGAGACAAACCCACUGAAAAGAGAUGGGAGGAGCAGAAGUACUGUCAGAAAUGUGGACAGCUGUCACAGAUCAGAUCAGUCUGACACUGAGUCAGAGAAAAUGUUAGAAAAACAUGCUGUUGAAAACAAUUUAAAGGAAAAAAAUCUGGAAGAAAAUACAAGAAUCAUAACAGUAGAGAAACAUUGUUGUAAAGAGUGUAGAAAAUGUUUUACAAAUGCCAAAAGUUUAAGGCAUCACAUGAAGAUCCACACAGGAGAAAAGCCUUUUUCCUGUGAAGAAUGUGGAAGAAGUUUUACUGAUAAAAGCAGCCUCACUAAGCACAAACGAGUCCACACAGGAGAAAAGCCCUUUUCCUGUGAAGAAUGUGGUAAAAGUUUUACGGAGAAAAGCAGCCUCACUAAGCACAAACGAGUCCACACAGGAGAAAAGCCUUUUUCCUGUGAAGAAUGUGGUAAAAGUUUUACGGAGAAAAGCAGCCUCACUAAGCACAAACGAGUCCACACAGGAGAAAAGCCUUUUUCCUGUGAAGAAUGUGGUAAAAGUUUUACGGAGAAAAGCAACCUCACUAAGCACAAACGAGUCCACACAGGAGAAAAGCCUUUUUCCUGUGAAAAAUGUGGUAAAAGUUUCCCCCUGAGACAAACCUUAGAUGUUCACAUCAGAAUACAUACAGGAGAAAAGCCUUUUCUUUGUGCAGAAUGUGGUAAAAGUUUUACGGAGAAAAGCAACCUCACUCAGCACAAACGUGUCCACACAGGAGAAAAGCCUUUUUCCUGUGAAAAAUGUGGUAAAAGUUUCCCUCUGAGACAAACCUUAGAUGUUCACAUCAGAAUACAUACAGGAGAAAAGCCUUUUCUUUGUGAAGAAUGUGGUAAAAGUUUUACGGAGAAAAGCAACCUCACUAAGCACAAACGAGUCCACACAGGAGAAAAGCCUUAUUCCUGUGAAAAAUGUGGUAAAUGUUUUGCUCACAGACAAUCUUUUGAGGUUCACAUGAGAAUACACACGGGAGAAAAGCCUUUUUUUUGGUAAAGAAUGUGGUCUACGUUUUACUGAGAGAAGUAACUUCACUCAGCACAAAUGAGUCCACAAGUGAAAUGCCUUUUCCUGUAAAGAAUGUGGGAGCAGCAGACCCUGUAAUUUUGGGGCACGAGUCACAUUUUUUUUGCAUGGUUAAUACUUGGUUGAUAUCAGUUUCCUGACACUCUUUUUAAUUUACUUUUUAAUUUUUUUUAUAGUGAACAUUUUUUUUCUUGUAUUACAAUUUUUCCUUUGCAGAAUAUUUAGUCUAAUUGGGGUUAAAGUUCUUUACUUGAAAUGGUGGAUUUAAUUUGAAAGCAAGUUGUAGUUUGAUGUUCAAUAGUGAGAAAUUAAACAAGAUGAGGGUAAAAUAUAUUAAUUUAAGAAAAACAUUUUUUUUACCCAUAAUUCAAAGUAAUGUGCAAUUCUCAAUUGACAGUUCAAUUUGUAGUUCAAUCUUAUAAUUUUCAAAUGCCUUUUGCAAUUGGCGAUUCAAUAUGGGAAAUUACAAUUCAAUGUUAUACUUUAAAUCAAAUAUUAAAUAAAAAGAAAAUCAAUUGAAUUUGAAAUUGUCAUGUGUUUUUGAUACCAUAAUUCCCAUUACAAAGGAAGUUUGAGAUUUCCUCUCCAACUGUUGUGUUAAACCUAAGACCUCGACCGCUGGCUGUCUGCUGGUUAUCCAGAAAUUCUAUCUCAUCUCCUUUUGAUUACCUGGAUCAGGUGUGCUUGGCCAAUAAGGAGCUUCAAUGGCAGGUUGAUUGGAUAAAAUGUAGGACACCGGCUCUUGAGGCCUGGAUUCUGUCCAACUUAUUAAUGCAAAUUUCUAAUCAGCCGACAAAUGGCAACAACUCGAAGCAUUUACCGGUAAUCAUAUUGACAUGGUAAAGAUGAUAUGCUGCAGUUAAAACUGACCAUCAGAAUAGGAAAGAAAGAUGAUUCAAGUGACUUGGUUUUUGGUGUCAGACGGGCUGCUCUGAGUUUUUCAGAAAUUGCUGAUCUACUGAGAUUUUCACUGACAACCAUCUCAAGGGUUCACAGAGAAAUGGUCUGAAAAAGAGAAAAUAUCCAGUGAGCAACAGUUCUGUGGGCGGACAUGCAAUGUUGAAGCCAGAUGUAAUAGGAAAAUGGUCAGACUGGUUCUAGCUAACAGAAAGGCAACAGUAACUCGAAUAACCACUGGUUACAACUGAGGUC